GUUUAUAAAAGCAGAGAGAACUCACCUCAGUUCUACACCUGCCUCCGCUACAUGAUGAAGGCGAUGCUGCGAAUUGUCACCACUGUUGCCCUCUUCCUGUGUACAGCAAAUGCAGCCUCUUUGGGGGUUGUGUACACAGAGGGAGGGAUGGUGCAGGGAAAGAACAGAGCAGUUGGACUCUUACGCUAUAUGGACGUGUUUAAGGGAAUCCCCUUUGCCGCACCACCUGGCAGAUUUCAGAAGCCUGUUCCUCACCCAGGAUGGGAUGGUGUUCUGAAAGCCACAGAUUACAGAUUGAGAUGUUUGCAGUUGGAUUUACUACAGAAUGACAUCAAGGGCAGUGAGGACUGUCUCUACCUCAACAUAUGGAUCCCUCAGGGCAGAACUGUGUCUACCAAUCUGCCUGUUAUGGUGUUCAUCUAUGGUGGUGCCUUCCUGAUGGGUGGUGCUCAGGGUGCCAACUUCCUGAAUAACUACCUGUACGAUGGAGAGGAGAUUGCAGACAGAGGAAAUGUCAUUGUGGUGACUUUGAACUACCGUCUUGGAACCCUCGGAUUCCUCAGCAGCGGAGAUUCUGGCAUUCCUGGAAACUAUGGCUUGUGGGAUCAGCAUGCUGGUAUUGCUUGGGUACACAGGAACAUCAAAGCUUUUGGUGGCGAUCCAAACAACAUUACUGUCUUUGGCGAAUCAGCUGGGGCAGCUAGCGUGAACUUCCAGAUAAUUUCCCCAAAAAACAAGGGUUUGAUCCGCAGAGCUAUCUCUCAGAGCGGCGUUGCUCUCUGUCCUUGGGCUGUGAACAGAAACCCACGAGCAUAUGCUGAGGAUAUCGCAAAGAAGGUGGGAUGUCCCACUGAUGACGGUAUGGUGUCCUGCCUGAAGAUAACAGAUGCAAAGGCUCUAACACUUGCAGGGAAUGUGCCCCUGAGCUCCUCUUCCUCUGAACCCAUUGUACACAAACUGGCUCUGUCUCCUGUCAUUGAUGGUGACUUCAUUCCCGAUGAUCCUGGAAACCUUUUCCACAAUGCUGCUGAGAUUGACUACAUCGCUGGAGUCAACAACAUGGACGCCCACCUCUUUGCCACCCUCGACGUCCCCUCUAUAAACAAUGCUUUGGUAACUACCCCUGUAUCAGAUGUCAGGAAUCUCUUGAAUGCCCUCACCCAAGAUAAGGGACCAGAGGCUGGUGCUGCGACUUUCCAAGAGUACACUGUCAGCUGGGGUGAUGGGCCUAGUGAUAAGGACAUUAAGAAAACGAUUGUGGAGGCUGAGACAGACUACAUCUUCCUGGUGCCAACACAAGCAGCCUUGUAUCUGCACUCUGAUCUUGCCACUACUGGAAAAACCUACUCCUACCUGUUCUCCGAGUCCUCUCGCAUACCUGUCUUCCCCACCUGGCUGGGUGCUGAUCACGCUGAUGACCUGCAGUAUGUAUUUGGGAAGCCCUUUACCACUCCACUGGGCUACUUUCCUCGCCAUCGUGAUGUCUCCAGAUACAUGAUCUCCUACUGGACCAACUUUGCCAGAACUGGUGACCCCAACAAAGGUGAGUCAAGUGUGCCUGUGGCCUGGCCCCAGUUCACCAGCACUGGCCAUCAGUUCCUGGAGAUCAACAACAAGAUGAACGAAAACAGUGUGAAGCAGAUGCUGAGAACUCGCUUUGUUUAUUACUGGACCUCUGUCUAUAGCGGCUUCCCUACCGUCCAGAAGAGCUGAGCAAUGCCAAUUUGACCAUAGAUGCAUGUAGCUCAGUAUUGAUGAGUACAAAUUAUCCAAUAAUAACUCAUGCAAUAAACAAAAUAUUUGAUAACCAA
Messenger RNA from Xyrauchen texanus (razorback sucker), 1811 nucleotides. RefSeq names its product bile salt-activated lipase-like. The coding region runs from base 52 to 1713 and encodes 553 amino acids. Gene Ontology annotation, cellular component: synapse; cell surface; postsynaptic specialization membrane. The transcript is spliced from 11 exons. Gene Ontology annotation, molecular function: neurexin family protein binding; sterol ester esterase activity; signaling receptor activity. Lineage: Eukaryota; Metazoa; Chordata; Actinopteri; Cypriniformes; Catostomidae. Gene Ontology annotation, biological process: modulation of chemical synaptic transmission; neuron cell-cell adhesion; chemical synaptic transmission. The record is from RefSeq and is a predicted model, not a curated record.